Glycine soja is the source of this 635-nucleotide messenger RNA. Its product is annotated as 60S acidic ribosomal protein P2-2-like. The record is from RefSeq and is a predicted model, not a curated record. NCBI's taxonomy places the organism in Eukaryota, Viridiplantae, Streptophyta, Magnoliopsida, Fabales, Fabaceae. Gene Ontology annotation, biological process: cytoplasmic translational elongation. Gene Ontology annotation, cellular component: ribosome; cytosolic large ribosomal subunit. Gene Ontology annotation, molecular function: structural constituent of ribosome. The coding region runs from base 81 to 422 and encodes 113 amino acids. The transcript has 3 exons.
GAAUACAUAACCUAUAUUCCUUCACCUUCACUUCACUCUCAGAUCGCUCUUUCUGUCACACACUCACAUUCCGGUGCAAAAUGAAGGUCAUCGCCGCCUACUUGCUCGCCGUAUUGGGAGGCAAUGCAGCCCCUUCCGCUGAUGACUUAAGGACCAUCCUUGGCUCCGUUGGAGCUGACGCGAAUGAUGACAACAUCAGCAACUUCUUGUCUGAAGUUAAGGGCAAAGACAUUGCGGAGCUUAUCGCCGCCGGUAGGGAAAAGUUGGCCUCCGUGCCUUCUGGCGGUGGCGCCGCGGUUUCCGUGGCCGCUGCUCCCGGUGGUGGCGCUGCUGCACCGGCUGCCGCCGAAUCUAAGAAGGAGGAAAAGGUGGAAGAGAAGGAGGAAUCGGAUGACGAUAUGGGAUUCAGUCUCUUUGAUUAAUUGGUAGGGUUUUCAACCUUUUUUCGGAACAUAUUGUUGAUUUAGAGGUCCUUAGUUUGUCUUUUUUAUUUUUGAGUAAAGUAGUACUAUUCGUAGCCAAUGAAUUGUGUGAUUGAAAGAUUUCGGUUUAAUAUUGAUUACUUUCGUGAUGUUGUUGAACUUUCUUCCGUGAUUUACUGUUAUAUAUCUAUCCUUCAUUUAGUUUUUCGUCGA